Molecule: messenger RNA, 1347 nt
Organism: Bactrocera latifrons
Lineage: Eukaryota; Metazoa; Arthropoda; Insecta; Diptera; Tephritidae
Exons: 2
Coding region: 416-1225 (269 amino acids)
Biological process (GO): multicellular organism development; proteasome-mediated ubiquitin-dependent protein catabolic process
Cellular component (GO): cytoplasm
Molecular function (GO): ubiquitin protein ligase activity; ubiquitin conjugating enzyme binding
Source: RefSeq, a predicted model, not a curated record
UUAUAAUAUAUGAAUUUUAUUAUACAUAUCUUGUCAAAUCGGUUAGUGGUUAUUCCUUAAUAAAUCUGACUUUUCGCACCCAACAAAAACGUAAAACUAAAUCCAGUAAAAAUCCGGAUUUCGCACCUUUUCAUUGUUUAGAGAUUAAAAUGAAGGGCAAAGUAAAGAGCUAGCCCUAUAUUAUUGAAAUUUGUUAUGAUUGCAGAACGCUUAGAAAACCCGAUGCUAUCCAUCUACCUGCAUGAUCUGCUACAUAAGCCGCUCGCUUACUGAAGGUAGCGUCAGUUCAAUUCAUACUGCAGUUAUAGUGCGCUUCACAAGCUUAAUGAAUAAAUAUUAAAUUCAAAGAAAAAAAUUCUAAAAAUCUAAAGACUAAAUAAUAAAAUUCAAAGAAAAAAAUUCUUAAAUUAAAAAAAUGUCAACGCAGUGUCGCUUUGAACGAUGCGGGUGGUCCGGUUCUGUGAACGAUAUUUUUUCGCACUGCGAAGCCGUACACCCGAAGUAUAUACGUGAACAUAAGGGCAAAAAUUACUAUGACUUCGAUUUCGAUGACAUCUCGACAGAUGCAUUUCUGCUCUGCGGUCCGAGUGGCGUCUACUGGUUCUGCACGUGUGAAAGUGCAAAUACUCCAGAAGAAAUAAAUCGCGGCGUCUUUCAUAUAGGAGAUUCAGAGCCGAUCACUUACACCAUUAAGUUUGGACUCAAUCGUGACGGGCUUGCCGAAUAUCUCGGACCAUUUACAUCGCAUAGUGCAGAGACCUCUCAAACCUACGAUGUGGAAUUGGCUUACGAUUACAUACAGUAUCUCUGUGAAGAGAUAGAUUCGCGUAAGAUGCGUUUGUAUGUUGGUGAAUUUGAUGAUAGCGAAGAUGUGUUCGCGCCGACGUGGGAGGAUCUCACCUUUAACGAGGAGGAUGAGGAAUUGAAUAAAGAAUGCGUUGAGCAUUUCACAUGUGUCGUAUGUUAUGAGUUUAUUAAACGCGACAUACGUUUCUGCGAGAAUACACAUUAUGUGUGUCUGAAAUGUUUUGAGGGCAUGCAGGAACGCGGCAAAUUGCGUUGUCCUAUAUGUCGCACCGACUAUCCAUAUGAUUGUAGUGAUCCGGAUCUGGAACGGUUUUUGCGCAUGGUCAGAUUUCCCGAUUAUGUAAGACAACAACGUGGGGAUGAGGAACACGAGAAUGCAGCAGGUCCAGAAGAGAAGAGGCCACGCGUUGAAGGAUAAUGCUUCAGAAACAGAAGCAUAAUAUAAAAACGAGAGAGUUGCCUUUACCUUUAUUAAUUUAUAUAUAAUUUAAAUUAUUACCUUUGACGUAACUUAAAAUAAUAAAACAAUUAUUUAUUGAC